AUUCUCUUAUAAUAUUAGUCUUUUCCGAGUCAUCGUUUUCUCUCUUCUCUGAGAAUUAGGGUUUUCGAUUACUCGAACCUCGAACACACACACAAAAAAUUCAUCUUCGAUUAUCUUCGGUAAGCUCCAUCACCACCAAUCUUCGUUAGGGUUUCGCUUUCCAUAUCUUCCGCUUUGGUUAAUAUUUAUUUGGUAAAUUAUAUCUCUGUGUGUUUGUGAAAGAACCAUGUACUCCUCGAGAGGGAGCAAUGCGUUUGGGCAGCAAUCGUAUGCGGCUCAAUCGGCUGCGUAUGGCGCUAGUUUGGGAGCUGCUUACUCUGGCAGUACUGUUGGAGGCCCUGAUGGGGGUUCUCAGCAUUCAUUGGCUGCUCGGCAUUCAUCAAUGUUGGUUGGCUCUCAGGAAGCUGACGUUGGUGGGUAUAGACCUCAUACUUCAACUGCGGCUCACUAUGGGGGACAGUAUAGCUCUGUGUAUGGUUCGGCUGCUUUAAGUGGUGCUCAGCAGGUUGCAGCAUUGAAUGUGAAAGGUGCUGGAUCGUCAGCUUUGGAAGGUCGUGGUGGCUAUGCCUCGGCUAUACAAGAUUCACCUAAAUUUGCAUCGACUGACUAUGUCUCCUCCUCAGGCCAUGGAUAUAGUCACAAAGGUGAUCAAUUAUAUGCUGAGAAGGUUCCAGAUUAUUCUAAAUUAGACAGACGACAAUAUGGUGAACGACAGAGUGCCUAUGUUGGUAGGGACUUGCAAAGUGAACCAACUGGGCGAUAUGCUGAUUCUGUUGGUUUUAGUCAACAUCAGAAUGAGAUGUAUGAUCGCAUUGAUCAGGCAUUGCUUCGACAAGAACAAUUGUUAAAAGCUCAAUCACUGCAAUCUGCAUCUCUGGAUGGGAGUGCCAGACAAGCAGAUUAUCUUGCAGCAAGAAGUACUGCAAGUCGUCAUCCCACCCAAGAUCUUCUCUCUUAUGGAGGAAGGAUGGAUGCUGAUCCUCGCAGUUUAUCAAUGCUUAGUGCUUCUUCAUAUAGUGGACAACAAGCUCCAUCGAUAUUAGGGGCAGCUCCACGGAGAAAUGCGGAAGAUCUCAUGUAUGCACAGAGUUCUUCAAAUCCUGGUUAUGGAGUGAGUCUGCCUCCUGGUAGGGACUAUGCCACUGGAAAAGGGCUUCAUGGCACAUCUCUUGAAUUGGAUUAUCCAAGCAGUGUGUCAUCACGUGGUGGUCAUCCAAGAAUUGAGGAUCACAAGGAUGACAGGGCUGCUUACCUUAGAGAGUUCGAGCUAAGGGAGGAGGAGCGGCGUAGGGAGCGUUUGCGUGAGAGAGAUAGAGACAGAGAAAGGGAGAAGGAACGGGAACGUGAACGGGAACGAGAACGAGAAAGAGAGCGUGAAAGGGAACGCAUGUUGGAACGACGGGAGAAGGAGAGAGAACGAGAGCGCAAACGUGGACUUGAAGCCAGGCGUGAUCGAACUCCAGCAAGAGUCUCUAGGGACCGCCGUGGUUCCUCUUCGGUGAAGGAGGGGAAAUCUUUGCGACGAGAUUCCCCACAUCAUGAUGCUUUACAUAGGCAUCAUUCACCUGUUAAAGAAAAAAGGAGAGAAUAUGUCUGCAAGGUUCACUCAUUCAGUUUGGUAGAUGUUGAGAGGGAUUAUUUGUCACUUGAUAAGAGAUAUCCUAGACUCUUUGUGUCCCCAGAAUUUUCAAAGGCUAUUGUGAACUGGCCAAAGGAGAAUCUUAGACUUUCCAUCAACACUCCUGUCAGUUUUGAGCAUGAUUUUGUUGAAGAAGAGAAGGCAACUGAGCUGAAAGAGCCAUCUGCUGAGCUUUUGGCUGAAGCACCUACGAAAUCAGAACAUGGAAAUAUAGUGUGGAAGGCAAAGAUGAUUUUGAUGAGCGGACUUAGCAAGAAUGCUCUGGAGGAGCUGUCAUCUGAAAAAAGUUCUGAUGAUCGCAUACCCCACAUUUGCAAUAUCCUCCGGUUUGCCUUGCUUAAAAAGGACCAGUCUUUCAUGACAAUUGGUGGUCAAUGGAAUCCUGCUGAUGGUGUUGACCCAUCAGUUGAUGAUACCUCUUUAAUUCAAACAGUCCAUAGAUAUGCAAAAGAUGUCACUCAACUUGAUUUACAGAACUGCUGUCAUUGGAAUCGUUUUCUUGAGAUACACUAUGACAGACUUGGCAAGGAUGGACUUUUUUGCCAUAAGGAGGUCACUGUACUGUUUGUUCCAGAUUUGUCUGAAUGUCUCCCCUCUUUGGAUGCAUGGAAAGACCAAUGGCUUGCUCACAAGAAGGCUGUUGCAGAGAGAGAGCGCCAACUUUCUUUGAAAAAAGAGAGGUCUAGAGAGAAGAAAGAUGGGCUGAAAGAUAAGGAAAAGGAUUCCUCAAAAGAUGUCAAAAGACUAGACAAAUCAGAAAAAAAGAAAGAGUCCACAUCCUCUGGACAAUCAGAAGAUUCUAACAAAAAGGAGAAAAAUGGAAAUGGUGUGAAAGGGAUUACUACAGCUGAAGAAAAGGGUGAUGGGAAUAACAAAAUUGUUGAGAAAAAAGAUGGGGCUGAAACAGGCGAGGAAAUCAAGAAUGUGGAGAAAAAGGAACCGGAUGAAUCUGCUGUUGCUCAGACAAGUGGCAGCGUGAAGCCUGGGAAGAAGAAGAUCAUAAAGAAGAUUGUCAAGCAGAAGGUUGUUGAUAAGACAGCUGGUAGUAGUGCCAGCAAACAAAAUGACAAGCUGGAUGAGAAGGAUAAUGGACAGAAGAACGCAAACUCAGAGAUACCUGAUCAACAGGAUAAGUCAGUUACUCCUGCUAAGACAUUUGUAAGAAAAAAGGUGGUAAAAAAGGUUCCAGCAGGAAAAACUGCUCAGAAUGAAGGUACUGAAGAUAUACCAAAGGAUAAUUCAGAUCCAAGCAGUGCUGCAGUUGUGGAAGGUACCAGUGUAAAAACAACUGUGAAGAAAAAAAUAAUUAAGAGGAUAGCUAAAAAAAAGGUCCCUGGUUUGGAAUCCAGUGAUGGGGUUCCUGGAACUAAGAAAGAUGCUGAUGGGGAUGAAAUAAAGGUAGUUCAGCCAGUGCAUGAAACCAAAAACACAGAGAGGCAGGCAGCAGAUGCUGAAAAUCUGGUCAGUGAGGUCAAAAGAUCUGAAAAGAAAACAGUUCCCAAGACUGACUCCAAAACAGUUGCCACUAAGAAGCAAGGAGAUGGCGAUUCAAGCAAAACAGAGAUAAAGGCUGACAAGGAUGAUAAGGAGGAGGAUGAAAGAAAAACUGGUGAGAAAAGUGGCGUGGUGCCUAAAGUGGAGACUGAUGCUGACAAGAAGAAAGUUCCUCAAACUGAUGUCAAGAAGGGAAAAUUAAAAGAUGGGGAUAAAUCUAAAGAUGAGAAAGUGAGAAAAGAAAAUGAUGGAAAAGAUGACUCUAGAAACAAAUCAAAUAAAGAUUUGAAAGAAAAGAGAAAGCCUGAAGAACCUCCUCGACACCCUGGAUUGAUUUUACAAACCAAAUGGAGCAAGGAAUCCAAACUUCGUUCAUUGUCACUUUCACUGGAUUCACUCCUGGAUUAUACUGACAAGGACAUGCAAGAAUCAACGUUUGAGUUGUCAUUAUUUGCUGAAUCGUUGUAUGAAAUGCUUCAAUAUCAGAUGGGUAGUCGUAUUUUAACAUUUCUGCAGAAACUACGUGUAAAAUUUGUGACAAAAAGAAAUCAACGUAAGAGGCAACGGGAUGAAAUUCAAGAAAAGGAAAAGGAUAAAAAAUCACCGGUGAAGCGAGCAAAGACCAGUGAUCUCCCUGUGAAAGAGCAAGAUAUUAAGUCUGAAACGUUGAACACAGCUCAACCAGAUGAUGACAAAACCAAGGUCAAGGAGGAGGAUAAAUCUGUUGUUCAUGUUAAUGAGGUGAAGAUGGAAGAUGAAACGGAUGUGGUGAAGAUGGAAAAUGAAAAGGAUGUGGUGAAGAUGGAAGAUGAAACUGAUGAUGAAGAUCCAGAGGAAGAUCCUGAAGAGGACGAAGAAAUGGAGGAGUCAGGUACGCAUCAUGACUUACCUAAUGUGAAUAAAGAAGAGAAGACUGAUGUGAAUGCUGCACCUGAAAAGGUGGAAGGAAAUGAUAAAGAUAAAGCAGAGGACUCUUUGAAGGAGAAAGAGAAACCAAAAGCUGCUGAGACAGAGCUCAAGUCUGAUGGGAAUGAAAAGACAGACUCAAAGGCUGAUACUGGUAAGAAAGAAACUUCCGCUGAUACUGUUAAGAAAGAAACUUCUGCCGUGACGGAGGUUGCUAUUGAUAAAGAAUUAUUGCAAGCUUUUAGGUUUUUUGACCGAAAUCGAGCUGGCUACAUUAGGGUUGAAGAUAUGAGGUUGAUCAUCCACAACUUGGGGAAUUUCCUCUCACACAGGGAUGUGAAGGAACUUGUGCAAAGUGCAUUGUUAGAGAGCAACACCGGUAGGGAUGACCGCAUUCUUUACAAUAAGCUGGUGCGAAUGUCUGGUAUUUGAGAUUGGAGAAGGGUCUUCAUUUUUUCUUGAUAAUGAAUUUCAGUAUGACCUUGCCUUAUUAUGGCCCUUGAAAGGGGACAGAUUCUUACAGGGCUUUGGUUUGCAAAUUGGAUAGUUGUCCUCUGUUUGAUUUCUUUUAAUGCCUGUCAAAAAAUAAAAAUGAAACAUUUGUUUA
Messenger RNA from Quercus robur (English oak), 4646 nucleotides. Its product is annotated as protein SHORT ROOT IN SALT MEDIUM 1. NCBI's taxonomy places the organism in Eukaryota, Viridiplantae, Streptophyta, Magnoliopsida, Fagales, Fagaceae. Bases 227 to 4471 code for a protein of 1414 amino acids. Gene Ontology annotation, molecular function: calcium ion binding. Gene Ontology annotation, cellular component: nucleus. Gene Ontology annotation, biological process: regulation of DNA-templated transcription. The record is from RefSeq and is a predicted model, not a curated record. The transcript has 21 exons.